Molecule: messenger RNA, 1071 nt
Organism: Mangifera indica (mango)
Lineage: Eukaryota; Viridiplantae; Streptophyta; Magnoliopsida; Sapindales; Anacardiaceae
Product: putative fasciclin-like arabinogalactan protein 20
Exons: 1
Coding region: 1-1071 (356 amino acids)
Source: RefSeq, a predicted model, not a curated record
AUGGCGGCCAAAAUCUUCAUCUCCCUCAACUUCUUCUCCCUCCUCUAUUUCUCCUCCGCCCUCUCCAGCGAUUCUGUCUCCAAGGCCAUCGAAAUCCUCUCGAAUUCCGGCUUCUUUUCAAUGGCUCUAACUCUUGAAUUCGCCUCAAACAACUUGAUCCCUCGCUCUGAAUUUCUCACUAUUUUCACUCCUUCCGACUCCACAUUCUCUUCAUCCGGCCAGCCAUCUCUUUCCCUACUGAAAUUCCACUUUUCUCCCCAGUCUUUGACCUCCCAGACCCUCAAAACCCUCCCUUUCAACUCCAAGAUUCCAACUUUAUCCCCUUCCCACGCUCUGCUCGUUACUUCACCACCGUAUCGUGAUCACGAUUCCGUUUCAAUCAACGGGGUCAAGGUCAACGCCAGCUCGGUGAUAUACGACGACGGGUGGUUGAGAGUCUUUGGGAUUGAGAAAUUCUUUGAUCCAAACUUCCGUGCCCCUCCAAGGCCUAAUCUUGAUUGCGCAGCAUCGGUGCUUGACGACGAUGAAGACGACGGUGAUGGCCCGAUGAGUUUCGGUGAAGCUAUUGACGAAAUGAAAGAUAAACGGUACUCAGUUAUGGCUUCAUUUCUUGAACUGCAAUUGCCGACGACAAAGAAGCCAACUUUGCUGACUGUGUUCGCUCCUCAAGAUGACAGAAUAGAGGGGAACUUUAGUAAUUUCAGCCAUUACACGUCGGUCUUUCUCCGGCAUGUGGUGCCGUGCAAGAUGCCGUGGUCGGUUCUGAUCGAUUUGGAUUAUCCGGUGGUGAUGCCCACAUUCUUGGAAGGGUACGAAAUUACUGUCACACUAAGGCAAGAUCAUGGGGGCCUGUUGGCUAAUGAGGUACUUGUCGUCGAGGAUGUGUAUGCCGAUGAGUGGCUUGCCGUUUUGGGGAUUGGUGAUGUUUUACCGGAAGUGCCUGAGCCGGAGCCGGAGCCGAAGCCAGAACCAAAACCAUCAGCUCAGAGAAGAAGAUCAAUGGUGAAUCUUGAGAUCUUGAAGGUCUUGGUAGCUUUGUCAUCUCUGAUUAUUUGGAUAUAUAGCUUCUAG